AUGGAGGGCACAUUAGCAACAAAACGGCGACGAGUUGAGCUCGUGGAAAUACGUAAUAAUCAAAUUAACUCAAGAGACUCUUCACCCGAAAAAGGCAAAGCACCAAAGAAGAAAUCGCGCACCAUCACAGAUAUCAUGACUGAAAAGUAUGCUGUUAGGGACACUGAACCAGGCACGGUUGAGGCCUCUGGUGCAUUCUUUGAGUCUCGAGCCUCGACAACCAAGAUACCGCUCAACGAUACAGCCACUCUUGAUACCAAUGCACCUUUAAAGAAGCCGCCAUGCAAGCGCAAUGCUUCAAAGUCUGUAUCUAGUAAAGCGGAUGCGAAAGCAAAGCCCAAGAAGACGUCCGCCAAGUCUGCUAAGCCAAAGCUUGUUGCGGAGAAGCUGCUCAGCCCGACUUCUGCAUUGUUCCGUUUGAGCAAACAAGAUGUGCUCUUCGCUCAGAUACGGCACUCGCCCACGAUGAAAUUUAAGCCCCCGGUGUCCGUGUCCGUGACAGACAGCGGGUCACCCAAGAAGCUUAGGCAGCCACCAAAGUCUCUCGCUCCCAUAGCAGAUGUCUCCACUUCAAUACUAUCAUUGAAACCCCCACCCUCAAAGACCAAGAUGAAGUCAAGGGAAAAGCCCAAGAGUCCUAUGACACCACUGAAGAGCUCGGGACGAUUCAUCAACAUAGACGAGAUCCUUGACUCUGAAGACGAAGAUCUCGCAGCACUGUCGCCUACUCCGCCCCAAUUACGCAAGCACCUUGACUCGGGACCCUUGCCUCUAAUAUCGCUCUCCCCCACCACGUCCCCAAGCAAGGCCAAGAAGCUAGCUAGGGGCAAAGACAAGGCUCUUCCUAUUAAUACAGACGUCACACCUGUAUACCGCAUAGCCACGCGAAUGCUAGAAUGGACGCACAUCAAAGCCAGCAUCUUCUCACAGUUAACAUCUCACAUCCGCUCCCUUCCACCCUCCACGGACCCCGCAAAGCCCAGCUGGCACGAAAAGAUCCUCAUGUACGACCCCAUUGUACUUGAAGACUUCACGCGAUAUGUCAACGCCCACACUACCAUCCGCGCGUACAAAAAGGCCACACAGAAGCAAGCCAAAGCAUGGAACCAGCAGAUGAAGGCUGACGGGGAGCCUUUGCUGACCAUAGACAAAGAUGGCCAUGGCGACGAGGUUUUGGCUGUAGAGAGGGAGCUGGAGGGGGUUAUGCUACAAGCUUGGUGCGAGAGUUUGAGUAAGGUGCUCAUGGAGGAGAGGGAGGAGCGCCAGGACAACGCACCGAUCACCAACAUCACCAACAUCACCAACAUCACCAACAUCACCAACUUGAGCGAAACCAAGCAGGAUGUGGUCGCUUGGCAGAUCGGGCGAUGGAUUAAGUCAGCAACUACGCUAACUGCAUUUAGGAAAGCUUGCGAGGGGUGA
Messenger RNA from Pyrenophora tritici-repentis Pt-1C-BFP, 1422 nucleotides. The record is from RefSeq and is a predicted model, not a curated record. NCBI's taxonomy places the organism in Eukaryota, Fungi, Ascomycota, Dothideomycetes, Pleosporales, Pleosporaceae.